CAAACCAUCAUAACCUAAAUAUAAUCUGUUUAUUCAUUAUAUAGUAUAAUAUAUAUAUAUAUCAGCCGUUAGCGAGUAUGUGCCGGCAUCAAUUCGCAUAAACGAUUGUAUCGUUGAAAGAAUUAUAUAAGAUUUUCUACGAAAGAAACUCAGAUUUUUAUGAUGUGCAUAUUAUCUAAUGCAUAAACAUAUGCAACUCAUCAGAAGAUACUUUUCUUUUCUCGAUUAGUUAGAUUAAUACUUUCGUACUUUUUUGAUAUAUCAAAAUAAGACUAAGACAUUGGUUGAAUAAAUAAGAUAUAUAUUAAAUACAAUGCCUAAAAGAUCUAGAGAUGACAUUUGUGAUGAUAGUGAUAGCAGUGAUGAUGAGUUUUAUUUAGAAUCAGAUACAAUAGAUGAUGAUGAAUAUAUUUCAAACAGUGGAAAUAUAUCGAAUGAUGGAGAAUAUAGAGAGGUGAAGGUUGAGUUGGAUGAGGUGAGAGUGAAAAAUGAGAAUGUAGACAUAGAUAAUGUGUGGAGAAACCUUAUAAUUCAAGAUGAAAACACGCGAAAUAUAGAUUUUACGUCAGGAUCGAGAAUGCCUGGUCCACAGAUAAGUACAAACUGUGCAGAGCCUAUCGACUUCUUCAAGUUAUUCUUUACCGACGAAUUGAUCAAUAAAUUAGUUGAGGAAACAAAUGGCUACGCAAAUGAAAAGAUAGCGGAGAAACAUUUAUCGAAACAUUCUAUAUGGCUUAAGUGGACUGACGUUACUACAAAAGAAAUGUCUGCAUUUCUCGGCGUAGUAUUGAACAUGGGAACGAUAACACUUUCAAAUUUGAAAGAAUAUUGGUCGACAGAAAAUAACUCGAGGAUCCCGUAUUUCGCUGAAGUAUUCAGAAGAGACAGAUUUCUGCAAAUAUUUUGGAUGCUUCAAGUUAAUCGAAAUGCAAGACACGCAACAUCACGGAAACAGAAAAUUAGUUAUUAUUUAGAAUAUAUCGACAAUAAGUGCAGAGAAAAUUUUGUGUCCGGGAAACAGUUGUCAGUGGACGAGGCUGUAGUUAAGUACAAUGGAAGAAUGACGUUCAUCAAGUAUAAUCCAAAGAAACCGACGAAGUGCGGUAUCCGAAUGUACGUUCUUCUAGAUGCAAAUGUCGGUUAUAUACAGAGCAUUUUGCCAUAUUUUGGCAGUCUCACUACAGAAAUACUAGUCAGACCUGACCUUCCAAUAAGUAGAAGAAUCAUUUUACAGCUUUAUGAAAACUUCUUGCAAUCGAAUCCUGAAGCUGCAGGAUACCAUAUCUACACUGAUCGGUUACGUUACGUUACGAAGCUCGGUACCUGUGGAACGUCAACUAGAAAAACCUUCAAUAGAAGAACACAAGAAGGAGAAAUUGUCAAUAUAAAUCAGCCAAAUGUAGUCAUAAAUCAUAAUAAAUACAUGGAUGGAGUGGAUAAAGCAGACCACUGUGUCAGUACAUAUUGCUUCAUGCGAAAGUCCCAAAAAUGGUGGCGAAAAUUAUUCUUUUGGGGAUUGGAGAUAUGCGCAAUAAAUUCGUACAUCUUAUAUAAAGUAACCCAGCAAAGAGAAGAUAAGAAACCAAUGGCACACUUGAAAUUCGUACGUCGACUGGUAGACCAACUAGUUGAAGAUUUUCGUGACGGAAGUAUUAACAAACCAUCGACUUCCGGGACGGCAGAAAGGCUGAACGGACUUUUACAUCUCAUUCGUCGAAAUGACGAAGGAAAAAGUAAAGACUGUGUGGUAUGUUCCAACAGAAAAAUUAAAGGUGGAAGACGAGAAUCAUUAUAUUAUUGUAAUACGUGUGCGGCUAAACCUGCCUUGCAUAUAGGCGAUUGCUUUGAGAAAUACCAUACCAUGUAUGAGUAUAAAACUAUAAAUGUUAUUAAAUUUGAAUAAAGUUUUUAAUUUUUU
Nicrophorus vespilloides is the source of this 1918-nucleotide messenger RNA. Its product is annotated as piggyBac transposable element-derived protein 4-like. The transcript has a single exon. The record is from RefSeq and is a predicted model, not a curated record. Bases 314 to 1903 code for a protein of 529 amino acids. NCBI's taxonomy places the organism in Eukaryota, Metazoa, Arthropoda, Insecta, Coleoptera, Silphidae.